CAAGAUCUACUUUCUAGCAUUCCUGGCCGGAAAAGGGGGGAAUUUGGUGGUUGUUAAAGUUGGAACAGAUUCGAAAAAGGUUCAAAAGAUUCAUGUUUACCGUCUUUGAAAGACUCUCAGCCUCGUUCAUGUCGUGAUUUCUAUGUGUGCUUCACUGGGCUGGCGACGUAGGGUACGAAUUGUGAAGCAAGAGACCAUGAGCGAGACUGACAACAUGUUGGCUCUGUAUGCCAAGUAUCAAGAUGUGGAAAACCUCCUUCUAAAAGAUGAUCCCCCAGAGCAACCCUACAAUUCCCGGUACAAAGCUCGUGAGCUCUUGGAAGAGAUGCUUCGCAUGAGCCAAGACUUAACAGCUAGCAUGAUCAAAAAACUAUCGAUUCACAUACUGGCCAAAUUAGGGGCUAUUGAUCAAGAAGUGGAGGAAUUGGCCAAAAGUCAAGAACACCUCGAAGCUGUCCAAGAUUUCAUCGACUCGCCUGAUGCCCUUUCAAGCGAGACGAUAAUUCCACGAUUGGUGGUAUUAAAUCAAUUGGGUAUUCUGUGGACAUCAAGGGGAGAGAUGGAAAAGGCCAAAUCAUACUUGCUUGAGGCGAAUGCUCUCUAUGAACGCUUCAAGACAAAUGGCGAAGGUCCCUUGUCCUUGCUUGAAGAUUUGAUUAGGGGCAAAAGCCUCGGUGAGCGGAACAACGACGAAAAUCAACCGGAUCGAGAAAAAGCCCUGGAGCUCCUCAACACUCACACGUAUUAUUACCUCGCCCAAGUGUACGAGAAACUUGGAGCUCGGGACAAGGCGGGCGAAUGUUGCCAUAUCACUCUCAAGAAGCAAUUGAAACUCAAAGAGUUCAAUUCGCUGGACUGGGCUCAAAAUGCCGCGACACUGUCUCAUUUUUAUGAAGUUGAUGACAAUUUCCCAGCCGCAAAAACACAUUUAGGAGCUGCCAGCUAUGUAUUGACGCGCUUUCUGUCAGAAAUGGAAAGCAAGGAGUUCAAAGAUGAUGAAGAACGCAAUGAUUUGAUGGAAAAGAUCGGACAAACCCAAGGAAUGGUCUUGAGGUGUUGGGGUAAAUAUGCUCUGGUGUUGUUGCAAAAGUCCUUUGAGCGAAUGUGUCGGCAGAGUGAAAAUUCUGAAGAUCCCUUAGUAGUAAAGAACAUUGAAGAUGAGGAGUUCCCCAGCAUGCUUGAGGAAUUCCCCUCGAUUGAGAUUGAUCCCGAGUUUCAAGAUGUGCCCUCUCAAUUUGUCAAAACAUUCGAGCAAGCACGACAAGUGUUCUUGCCCGGUCAAAGGUUCCUCAAUCGAGCCAAAGAGAUAUUCACCUUUGAAGAGCAUUGUACGGAUUUCACCGAGAUUAACCAGGAACUCAGCGCCUUGCACAAAGCCCUCGUGGUUUUUGAGCCCAAUCCGGAUCGUCGAUUCAAAAUCCACAAGCGCCGAGUUGAGCUAUUGGAAAUGCCCUUGAAGGAGCUGGGUAACGCGUCAUACCUCCUGGUUCGAAGGCAACUCAUGUUUGAACUCGGCGAAACUCACGAAUCCAUGAUGGAUGCGAAAUUGGAUCAAAUCCGGAAUUCUCCCGGUCACUCAGCCCUCUCGUCCCAAAUGGAAAAAGUUAAUACCAAUGUGUCCAAGGCCGUUUCAUUUUUCAAGGCCUACCUGGAUUCGCUACAAAACAAAGAAGGCCACAUGCCCGAUCCGUUUCCAGCCGAAAUUUGUCGUCCGGCUUUAGUGGCCUAUUUUCACUUGGCCAGACUAUUUGAUAAAUUCAUGGUGGCCGAGCGAACGACUGAAGCCUUCAAGAAUAAGUUGCAAGUGUACUACUACUUCAAAAAAAUCGUUGACUAUUGCCAAAGUCAUCCCGAGGCCGAAGGGGUCGUGGCUGAGGAACUGCCUCUAUGCCAAGAGAUGGUCAGACUUCUCCCAGUCAAGAUUGAGAAGAUGAAAGCCGAGCUGCAAACCAGUAGAUGAUCAAGCAGUCUACACAUACCCAGUCCAAACCUUGGGUUGUUUUCGUGUGUCAUGUCCGUCAUGUCUCAGAUUUAACUUUGUGUGGCGUACCUCUUGAACGGAAAUUACCUUUCAUAAUCCUGAGGAAUGGUAUUUACUUCUAAAUUGCG
Tigriopus californicus is the source of this 2109-nucleotide messenger RNA. Its product is annotated as KIF-binding protein-like. Lineage: Eukaryota; Metazoa; Arthropoda; Copepoda; Harpacticoida; Harpacticidae. The transcript is spliced from 3 exons. The record is from RefSeq and is a predicted model, not a curated record. The coding region runs from base 143 to 1960 and encodes 605 amino acids. Gene Ontology annotation, molecular function: protein binding.